UACCUCCUGUGCCAGAAACUAAUUCUGGGUCUGAAUCAUCAGUGCCGGAACAAGGCACUAGAUUCAGUAAAAUCAGGCAAACGCUAUCAUCAAGUUUAAUGACAGCACAAGACAAAAUGACAACCAAGCUGAAUAGUGCUAGUAGUCGUCAGAAUCCGGCAGAGAAUAGCCCUACUUCUACUCCUGCGUCUCCGCCAGAAGAUAAUACCAAUAAACAACCAACUACGUCAUCAAAACCAGAAAUGGCCAAACAACCAGCAUGCCGUUCUGGUGGCUGCCGAGUUUGUCUGAAAAGCUUUAAAGAUGGUGACUACUCACGCGUAUGCUCCGGGUGCAAGUUCAAGGUGUGCGAAGACUGUGCCACCUCGUACACGAAGAUCGGCGAAGAUGAGAACACUUGGUGCUGCAGUAUUUGCCGACGUAAACAACAAAGUACGUCGAUAUUGCAACCGGUGAUGACGCAAAACUCUACCGACAGCUUGUUGGACGUACCCAUAGCAGACACGCUACAGCGGCGGCAUUCGGACGUGAAAAUUGGGCGGAAUUCCGGGAAUGCCGGAUCUGGUAACGGAUCUCUGGGAUCGGGAYUGGCGCCACCAAGGUCACCCGAGCUUCGACGACACUCGGACGUGUCACCCGCCACACUGAAGGACAUGGAAAAAGCUGCAGCUGCACUGAAAGUAGGUGAUAGGAGCCGUAUCACCGAUGACAAACUGUGGAACAGGGACACGGGACUCAGGCAGAAACGAGGAUCUKCUGGCGCAGUAGUUGGGCAAAGUACGAAUCAAACGCAGCCUACAGUAUUUCGUUUUGACACUCGACGAGAAUCAAAAAUAUCUAUACCUGCCGAUGAUUCUACGGAUGAUCCUGACGAUGCAGAAAAUCGCUGGAGAAGAGGAGCACGGGGUGCUGUGCAAAGGGUAAGAAGAAAGUCCAGGGUGCAAAAACAGCAUAGCUAUGAUGAUGACAUGAAGCCCGGCGUUGGGCAACAAGGAGGACAGGGUGUCCCUUCGACUUUGACUGCUGAGGGACAAGCUCAACUACCGAGACGAGCGUCAGCGUACGACGUAUAUCAAAACCGCGUGGACCAGCAGCAAGGUUCGUCGCCAGCGAGUCGGAGGUCCAGUUUCCGGAUACAGCAAGACGAUGACGUUAGUGGUGGUGGUGGUGUACAGCAAAAAGAUCAAUCGCAAAAUCUGGGAAUGAACAACGAUGAGGAGUGGAGACCACGAAGACGCGGUUCGCAACUGCCAGACAUCAGCAAUUUACGGUCAGCCGCUGAGUCUAGAGGAAGUCGGAGCUCGUUUUCCAACAGGAGUGGCGGAGACGGCCAACAGUUGCAACAGCAACAACCGCAACAGCAACAACAGCAGCCGCCGCCCGUCAUCCAAGAAACUGAACAGAACGAAACAGUCCGCAGACAGCCGUCAGUAGCUGGUGAGGAGAUCAAGAUAGUCAUACAUGACGUGGAUUUCGACCCGAACACUAUGGGUGUUCGUUCGGGAUCCAAGCGUAAAGUAAUACUGAAGCGUGACCUCACAGAUAAAGCUCAUCGAACUCGAGGAUUUGGGAUGAGAGUCGUGGGAGGUAAGAUCGGUCCGGACGGACAGAUGUUCGCGUCGAUUGUUUGGACUGUUCCUGGUGGCCCAGCAGAAAAAUCUGGUCUACAACAAGGCGAUAAGGUCCUCGAGUGGGCUGGUAUGCCGUUGGCCAAUCGCAGUUUCGAGGAGGUGUGCAGUAUCAUCGACCGUUCAGGUGACGUGGUGGAACUGUUAGUUGAACAAGGAUACGAAUUAAGGAUUUGCGAUCUACUCGACGAGCCCGGACCAAUGACCUCCAGAAAGAACUCUGGCGAAGCUAUGGGUUUGCAACUAGAUGGUUCAGACUCUCCGGCGUCCCCGACGAGAAGAAAACUACCUAAGACUCCGGUGGUUUAUGUGGAGACAAAUAUUGUAAGGACUGAAGUCGCAGAACCAUCACUGAAUCCUAUAUGGAAUACCACACUUGAAAUGCCAAAUGUUCGUUCUGAGACACUAAUUGAAAAGCAAAUGGAAGUCAUACUUUACGAUUACAGACCAGACAAAGAGGACGUAAUAUUGGGUGAGUUUGUAGUAAAUUUACAAAACGCACUUUUAGACAACGCAAUGAUAUGGUAUGAAUUGGAGUCACCGAAUCAUAGUAAAGCCUCUAAAUCCCCUAGGAGUUCAAUUUCCGAAAAUGGGAAAGGAGGAUUACGGGGUCAAAUCCGUUCAGUAUCUGAAGAACGUGAACUCGAUGGAUUCUUGCAUCCGGAUCACGCGUAUAUGGCGAACUCACGCCGAGGAUCAAGCCAGUCGGAACAGCUGGACGUUGAACCGUAUCAAUUGAACAAGGAUUUCUCUCGAUCAUUACCUGGGUCUCGUCGGAGUUCGUUCCAAUCAAUACAAAACACUGAAAAAGAUCCUGAGCUAACGACAACUCCCUACACGAAUAGGAGUCGACGCAGGAGUUCGUGCACCCCCAGACAAGAUCCAGACGAAAUUCUCAAAAAUCUGAAAGCCGUAAAAGGAGAGUUACUUGGUCGAAGUAUGAGCAUUUGUGGCGAUAAGAGAGGAAUGCGAAGGGGUAGUUUGUGUAUGCGACCAUACAAAGAGUCUGUUAUGGAAAAGCCCGAACCAACGUCCAAAUACGAAGAAGAACCAGUUGGUGAUCCGAUUCGAUUGGGUCCGGGCCAAAUUAUGCCACGUGGAUACGGCAUAAGUUCAGGUUGUCACAUUGAACUUAAACUAGGAUUGCUUAUGACGAAAGGUCAGCUCGAAGUUGACGUUGUAUGCGCGCGAGGAAUUAGAGCCGAAGAUUCGCCACCAGACACUUACGUGAAAACGUAUCUCCGAGAAAACGACCGCUGGUUGCAGAAACGUAAGACCCGCGUGGUCCGACACAACUGCAAUCCGGAAUACAACCAGACACUUAGAUAUUCCGCGUGCGAUGUGUUGGGUAGGUCACUACUGGUAAUGCUUUGGGAGCGGCAAAAAGGCUUCGAGCACAACCAAGGAUUGGGUGGGGCUGAAGUCACACUCGACGCUCUGAAGCUGACACAGGUCACCGAAGGAUGGUAUCCACUUUUCCCUAUACAGAGUUUAGGUUCAGACUCCAACGACUCUCCGUGACGUCAUGCCAUGAAAUGUCGUUUGUAAUUAAUAUCAAUUUCACGGAAGCCCACUUUCAYAUCUUGGGAAAUGUAAUUACGUUUUAACUGUGUUCUCUUUAUUUUUUUGUUUAACAUAACACUAUUGUGUCCUGCAAUUUACAUUUCGUAUCUACCUAUUUGGCUCCCAAAACGCAUCAUAGUAUAGUAUAAUUGAAUUCCUAAAAUAUAAGAAAUAAAUCAUUAGUAGGUAUGUAAUAUAUUAAAGAAAUUUGAGAUUAAUAGACCAAAUUAAUAAAUUUGGAUAAAAUUAACAGUUUUAUAUAAUACAUUUUAGCUCCAAGUCCGUAUAAAAGUUGAUUUCAAUAUGGAAAUUUUCAAAUAUUUUUUAAUAUGCAAAAAAAGUAUUCUAGAAUUUUCUUUUCAAUUUCACCCAACUUUAUACAUAUCUUAACUGAAGGGCAAUCGAUGUUAAAACAUUGUUCAAACUACUUAUAUAGAAACUGUAUUACAAAUAAUUUGAAAAUGUGUUUUUUUUAAAAGAAUAAUGACAUUGACAUUUAAUCAACUAUUACGUGUAGAAAUUAUAAUAAUUAAAUAGUCAAAAUCGAUAGUAGCAAUUACCUAAUAUUUCAUUAUAAAUUACACACUAUACAAAAAUAAUUUUAGACAUUGAGUGAUAUAAUUUAAAAAACAUAAUCACGAUAACCUAAAUGAUAUUGCUGAUUAUUAUACUUGUACCUAUU
Molecule: messenger RNA, 3873 nt
Organism: Diuraphis noxia (Russian wheat aphid)
Lineage: Eukaryota; Metazoa; Arthropoda; Insecta; Hemiptera; Aphididae
Gene: Fife
Product: regulating synaptic membrane exocytosis protein fife
Biological process (GO): positive regulation of synaptic transmission; regulation of membrane potential; calcium ion-regulated exocytosis of neurotransmitter
Cellular component (GO): presynaptic membrane; cytoskeleton of presynaptic active zone
Molecular function (GO): small GTPase binding; transmembrane transporter binding
Source: RefSeq, a predicted model, not a curated record